This is a messenger RNA of Bipolaris oryzae ATCC 44560, 2457 nucleotides long. RefSeq lists its product as uncharacterized. Gene Ontology annotation, molecular function: DNA-binding transcription factor activity, RNA polymerase II-specific; zinc ion binding; DNA binding. Lineage: Eukaryota; Fungi; Ascomycota; Dothideomycetes; Pleosporales; Pleosporaceae. Gene Ontology annotation, biological process: DNA-templated transcription; regulation of DNA-templated transcription. The transcript is spliced from 5 exons. The record is from RefSeq and is a predicted model, not a curated record. Bases 1 to 2457 code for a protein of 818 amino acids.
AUGAAUAUCCAUAAAUUCGCUAGCUCACCCACCGGUGGUACAGUUCCAGGAAGGUGCCGUCAGCGGGCUACCAAAGCUUGCUUUUCGUGCGCUGAAUCUAAACUACGUUGUGAAGGAGAUAAACCGUGUAGGCGAUGUAAUGAACGAGGUUUGCCGUGCCGUUUCCCUCAGAACUCCCGCCUAGAACAGAGCACGCGCCGGAAAUCAUCAUGCUCAAUCGACAAAUCAAAGCCUACCAGACCACCGUCCGAAAUAGUCGUGUUUUCAGGCUCAACCAAUCCCGAACUCCAGUCAACGUCUGUUCCGUCUGUAAAUAGUAUGGAAAGCGAUAAUCACUCAACUUCUAGUCUAGUCGAUACCGUAAACCCUACCGAAUUGCAAGCAGCUUCUGAAAAAAUCAACACAGAUUCCACAAUCGGAGAAGAAAACAGCACACUCUCUCCAAAUAUUAUUGAGCUUCAACAACCUUCUUGUACCGCCUUUUCCGCCGAAAUCGAUUGUUUGAGCUUGCCGGACGCUCCUGGAAACGAGCUUGGAUGGUCGUGGGAUACGAUCAAUCUAGAUAUUCUCGAUUUUGGCGCCUUGGAAACCCAGGCUUUAUCCGCAACGAUAUCAGAGACUGACAACGUGUCAGAAGCUGACCGAAAUAUCUCUAUGGGCGAGAGCGCAUACAAGCAAUCAUUCUUGCUCUGGACGCCUAAGGAAGGCGAAGAUUGGUUCACCAAAAUCGCAGAUCUCUUUCCCGCUCUAGACGAAAUGAUGUCUGCUUGCCUGUCUACUGAUUCUCAACAGCAUACUCUUGUACACCUCCAACCAUCUACGCGAUAUCGCAUCCUCAGCUUGAUUUUGCCUCUUGCAGACUCUGCAAACCACCACCGCCUUCUCUCAUCAUUUCCAUCUCUUAAAGUCCUGGAAUAUCUGCUCUCCAUGGAACUUACGGAACAUAGCCAGGAAACAGAUUCAUGGCUUCACGUUUCUAGCUUUGAUCCGAACACUGCCUCCACGGAAUUAGUCAUUGGUCUUAUCGUUGCCGGUGCUUUCCGAUCCGACAACUUUGUAUAUCUGAAAUUUGCUCUUGCUUUACACGAGCUUCAUCGAGAGCUGACCAUUCGUUUGUUCCGCAGCGAUCUCCGCAAUGUUAGAUUGCCUGAUCCUUCCCAAUCCUUUGUGUUUUUGAUUCAAGCCGGGCUUUGGAGUGGAGAUAGUCGGCGAAUAGAGAUCAGUGAGAGUCUGUUCGGUAUGCCAAUUACUAUGAUAAGGAGGGGGGAUUUCUUACGACUUCCGUAUCCCGAGGGAAUUUCUCCGCACUCAUCCGACAACGACCUUGAUUUGGAAGAAAAAUGGCGUUCAUGGGUCGACUAUGAAUCUAGAAAAAGGCUUGUUUUGCAUUUGCUCAUACUCAGCACCCAGUACUCGAUGGCAUUCUCGACACCGCCCCCGUUGACACAUGCAGAUAUGCACACUGGCCUACCAGCGGCGCAAGCGCUUUGGAAUGCGCCAUCAGCUGAGGCGUGGCGGGCAAUCUGGCUCAACCUCGGUCCUCCACCGCAGUUAAAAUUGAGCACUUGUAUAGAAGACCUCAACAGUCUGUCUUCCCUUGGAAACUCUGUGGACACUAAAUACACUGCUCUAGUAGUCCUGUGUGGCUUAUGGUCGAAUACAUGGCAGUAUAAGGAACGCUUGAAGGCCCGUGGCAUAACGCCAGGUACCGCGCAAAACAAGCAUACAUUCAGCACUCAAGCAUUAUAUCAAGAAGCGCGAGAAUCGUUAGAAUCAUUUGCGACGAUGCACACACAGUGGCUUGGUCCGAUGGAUCCUUCACUUGUUGUUCUCCACGAGCGGCAGCUCAUGUAUCUUCAUGUUUUUCUCGAAGAUCUGCAAUUGCUCGGCGGUAAGGAUGGGGAACGCGAAGCACGCCGCGUCCUUCCACGACUGGAAGAGUGGGCUGAAAGUCGAUCUUGUCGACAAGCAAUGUGGCAUGCUGGUCAGAUCUUACGAGAAGCACGUCGGAACGGUGAUCCCACCUUAAAAGUGUCCACGGUUCUUGCAAUCUAUCACGCCAGCCUGAUUUUGUGGUCAUACUCAAUAAUUUCUAAAGAACAACUCUCAAACAACCCUACAGAUUAUAAUCUACAGCUGAAGCAUAGAUGCCCCGAGGCAUUUUCUAAGGAGGCAGAGAUAUUAUUAGACGGCGAUCAUACCCCGUUGGUGCAACAGUUUCUAGUGUCGGGGUUUGGAAAACCCUGCAUUAUGCAUAGUCGUGAGGGAACAAACGGUGUGGAGCAUUUGACUAUUGAAGUCAUACGCCAGCCUGAGAUCAUGACUAUCUUUCAGGAUCUGUUACGUGAGAAAUAUAUGACUGACUAUCAAGAUUGCCCCAACUUGGUCGGUAACCUGAUGCGUCUUAUUGGAAAGCUUGGUCAGGCUGCAGAGUUGGUGCAAAGCCGGCAAUCUUAA